Canariomyces notabilis is the source of this 1584-nucleotide messenger RNA. Its product is annotated as kinase-like protein. Gene Ontology annotation, biological process: protein phosphorylation. The annotation marks the transcript as partial. The record is from RefSeq and is a predicted model, not a curated record. Gene Ontology annotation, cellular component: cytosol; nucleus; cytoplasm. The transcript is spliced from 2 exons. Gene Ontology annotation, molecular function: ATP binding; eukaryotic translation initiation factor 2alpha kinase activity. Lineage: Eukaryota; Fungi; Ascomycota; Sordariomycetes; Sordariales; Chaetomiaceae.
AUGUCGCUUGUCCCCUACCAUCCGCGCGAGGGCCGAGAAGUGGUGCUACGACACCAUAAUGCCAUUGUCGUCCGCGACCCCUCAUCACAGCGACUUGAGAUUCGAGGCCUUCAGCUGACCGAGUGUCCGACUUGCCACCAACCCUUACGUUCUCCAUCACCCAACUCGCACUUCGAAAGCCCCGACCAUGACGAGACAUAUGUCGACCCAGGAUAUUUCCGCAUGCUGCGUGCCGGCCACCACGGCCAAAGCCCCUCCCCAUCGCGUCCACCUUCGAGUCCCGUGCGCCGACUGGUUGAGCCGCUGCCGGGGGGCACCCACGACCAUGUCGACGAUGCCGAGUUCGUGAGCAGCUCGCCAGCCCCUCAGGGAAGCAGCCGGAUCCGACGGGAGGCAUUUAGUCCAAACUAUUUCAACACCUUCUUCAUUGAAGAGAGGGAGCUUGGCAGAGGCGGCAAAGGGGUGGUGAUGCUGGUCAGGCAUGAGAUCGAUGGGUGCCACUUGGGGCAUUUCGCCUGCAAGCGCGUUCCGGUGGGAGACGAUCACGCCUGGUUGGAGAAAGUCCUAGUCGAAGUCGAGCUGUUGGCGAAGCUGUCGCACCCCAAUCUAGUCUCUUAUCGCCAUGUAUGGUUGGAGGACGUCAAGCUCAAUCGCUUCGGCCCCAGCGUCGUGUGUGCCUUCAUUCUUCAGCAAUACUGCAACGGCGGCGACCUGCAGCGCUACGUCGUUGGCGAUACGCCGAAACUGACAACCAAGGAGGAGCUCAAGGCCCAGAUGCGCCGCAGAUCCAAGGGGCAGGCCGAGCGGCCGCAGGUACAAAGGAGGCUGCACCCUGAAGAGAUCUACUCGCUCUUCAAGGAUGUCACCUCCGGCUUGGCCUACUUACACGCAGCAAACUACAUCCACCGAGACCUCAAGCCGAGCAACUGCCUGCUCAACCGCGAAGGCACCAAGCUAACCUGUCUGAUCAGCGAUUUCGGUGAAGUGCAGCCAGAGCAUGUAGUCCGCAAAUCGACGGGAUCGACAGGCACAAUCUCGUACUGUGCGCCCGAAGUCCUGAAAAAGGAUGCCAGCGGACGAUACGGCAACUUCACUACGAAAUCCGAUGUCUUUUCCCUGGGCAUGAUUUUGUAUUUCAUGUGCUUUGGGCGUCUGCCCUAUCGCAAUGCCAAUGCGGUCAAUGAGGAACUCGAAGACAUUGACCAGCUGCGUGCCGAGAUCACGGACUGGAAAGGCUUUGAGGACGAGCGGAGAGAGCGACCAGAGCUCCCCUCAAAGCUGUACCAGCUCCUCAAAAAGUUACUCUCCGUCAACCCAGCAGAACGACCCACGGCCGGCGAGGUUCUGAGCGCCAUGGGCGGGCCUAACCUGGACGGCGUGAUGCGAGCAUCGGGCAGUUCCAGUCCACCCGUCAUCAUCCGCGGACAAAGAAUCCAGAACCUCGACUCGCCGAUGCCCCCCAGCUCCCCAGUUCCAGGUUGGUCCUCUUUGACCCUCCCCGACACUACUAAUCCCCCGUCCACUCACGCUUCAGUCCCAUCCCCAGACCCCUCCAAACACGCCCGCGUCAACGGCUCCCCAGAA